Molecule: messenger RNA, 4344 nt
Organism: Bombyx mandarina (wild silkworm)
Lineage: Eukaryota; Metazoa; Arthropoda; Insecta; Lepidoptera; Bombycidae
Biological process (GO): resolution of meiotic recombination intermediates; double-strand break repair via homologous recombination
Cellular component (GO): nucleoplasm; cytoplasm
Molecular function (GO): protein binding; DNA endonuclease activity
Source: RefSeq, a predicted model, not a curated record
UACAGUGAGUCUAACGUCUUACUGACGUUAAUUUGAAAAUCGGAAGAUCCAAAAUACUGAAACAAAAGAAUAACAAUAAUAAAAACAGUGAUAACGAUAAAAUAUUUAUCUUGCUUUUAAGAUAGCACGGUUUAAGGUAUAACAGGACAGAAAACCAGUGUUAUAAAUGUGCAAAAGUGUAUCGACAGGAAAUCCUGCAGGAAAUGAGUGGAACUUGCGGUUUCCAAUCUCGAUGACUAAUGUUUAAUCUAAUAUUUUCACUUAAGCAUAGCCAUGGGAACGACGUACAAAGAGUGUUUUAAAUUAUACGACUUAAUUCAGAACGGCAAGUUCAGUUCAGUGAAGCAUUUCAUAUCUAAAAAUACAACUAACAUCAAUGUGGUGCUGCCAUGCAAAGGGAUUGGAGUGCUGCAUCUUGCUGUUGGUAUUGAGCCUUUAGAAAAAUCAAAAGAAUGCACUGAAUUACUCCUGAAGAAUGGAGGUGAUCCUAAUCUUUGUAAUGACGACGGUGUAACUCCGGUACACAUAGCGGCGAUAUGGGGCCGCGUCGACAACCUGAAACUCUUGCUCGGCUGCGGAGGAGAUCCCUACGUACGGGACCUAGACGGGCUGACUGCCUUUGACUACGCUGCCAGAGAACAGCAGUGGAAUGUAUUUGACUACCUACAGAAUGUAGUGGACGAAUCCAAUGACGUGAGCACUGGUUGCGGGUACACUAUGGACUUGGAACGAAUUCUGGUUACGACAGACAAUAUGGUGGCUGAAUACGAACCGAUAACUGACGAACAAAUGCAAAACAAGACGUACAGAAAAUCCGACAUGAUCCGUCAGUGGUUCGACGAUAACAGUUUGGUUAUAAACAAACUGUACCCGACUAUAUUAGGCGAAACGUACCUCAUAGACGACUUCCAAAGUAUCACGUUGGACCUGACCGAAUCGCACGACACGAACAAUACGUUCAGGACUUGCCGAUCGAAUGGGGACGUGGAAAUAAGCGGCGUUAAACCUCUAGAUUGUACCGUUGACAAAACAGGAGAUCCCAGGAAGCAGAGGUUGAGCGUUUUCGAAAACUUCUCGCUCCCCGGAUCCCCAAACAACAUAACGCAUAUGAAUUACAAUACGAAAUCGUCUUUAAAGAAAUCAAAAACGAUCGAAACAAAAGAGAUUCCGAGAGAUGACCGCGAACUCGAUAAAGCUAUGGCGGUCGUACAGAAUCGGACAAACGAAUUUCUGUCUUCGACUAAUGUAGAUAGAGUAUGUAAUACAAGGAGAUCGUCUAACAGCAGCGGAGUGAGCAGUAAUUAUUCUGGUGGCAGCAUUACUAUAGCUAGUUUCCACGAGGAAUAUAAGUAUGAGGAUAAAGAAGAAGAUAUAGUGCUCGUUGAGAAGAGACUGCGAGUUUCGCCUAUUGUCUUACCCCUGGAAGAGACAGUGGAAUCGAUUGACCAAACAGCAGUUUCGGUGGCAUCUUCCCUACCGACCACGGUACAGUACGAUAAUAACACUCUGAGAGCGGAACUGUUGAAGUUAGGCUUCUCGCCGGGUCCCAUACAGGAUUCAACAAGGACUCUUUAUCUAAAGAAAUUGCAAGCCUUGAAGAAAACCCCAGUGGUCGUGAACAGCCAGGGCAAAACGUACAGUGUAGAAUUAGAAAAAUCUCUACGUAACGCUGAUUGGAUGCUGAAUCUCCAACAGUAUGUUGAGUUGGAAAGCAAAGCGCGCGCCGAUUUCGCCAAUCCCAAUAAAAAAUGGCGAGAAGGCACGGCGAAGACUUCAUUCACGUAUCUUCUCUUGGAUCCGCGACUCACGCACAAUCUCCCGGAGAGAGCCAGCAAACAAAACCAACAUGUCUCUUGGGUCACUUUUGUAAACUCCAUAUUUUACGUCGGGAAAGGUAAACGUUCUCGGCCCUAUUCUCACCUAUACCAAGCGCUGACCCUGUGGAAGCGCGACUUCAAAACGUCUAAAGACAAGAAAGUUCAGCAAAUCCUCGACAUAUGGUCGGAUAAGGUGGGCGUAGUUUGUCUUCACAUAUUUCAGAACGUCAUACCGGCCGAAGCGUACACGUACGAAGCGGCCAUGAUCGAUGUGCUCGGAAUAAAUAAUAUUAAGAAUUUGAAGGCUGGCAACUAUUACGGUGUUGCCGCCUCGUGGCCGUUGAAAGAGAGAAGGCUGCUCGGUUUGUACUUAUUGUACAAGGCCAUGCUGAUCUUCCUUAGCGAGGGCGAAAGACAAUUAAGGCCUGAUGAUAUAGACUGAAAUAUUUAUUUAUUAUAUUAUGUAUGUAAUAAAUUUUUUUUUAUAAACUGACAUGUCAUAAAGAAGAAAAUAUCCAUUCGCGGAAACAAAACGAAACUAACCAAAAUUUCACAAUCUAGGUGAGGUCGGUAAAUGCCGCCACACACCUUGAGAUAUGGGUUCUAAGGUCUCAAUAUAUUUUGUUACGCCUUAGUUGGAAACGCCUUACUGCUUCACGGCAGAAAUAGGCAGGGUGGUGGUACCUACCCGCGUGGAUUCACAAGAGGUCCUACCACAAGCAAAAUUACAUGUGCUAGGUUUUAUAUUUGAAUUUUAAAAAAUAUAUAGUGACAAAGGUUGUAUAGCAAAAGAACGGGAUUACAAAAAAAAUCUACGUAUAUUUUAAAUGAUAUCCUAUUUCGUGGACGCGUAAUGUAUAGCAAACAAGAUUCGGAAUGAACACGAGAGAUAAUAGAGCACAGUCAAUUAAACGACCACGAUCAAGUACCCUGCACUUAUUAACUACUAACAAUAUUGCCUACAUUUAUAGUUUAAAAUAAAGAAACAAACGCUUUUAUAGUAAAUAGAUAAUAAUAGACCACAGUAAUAAAAUCUUUGUAUUGUCUUACUCCACUACAAUUCAUUGACACUUGAAUUUUUAUUUGCCAUAGGUUGCGGGUUCACAAAAUAAAAAAAAAACUAACUUUAUACUCAAGUUAAAGUAGUAACCUUUCAGAUUUUCAAAAUAGUUACAUUACGCUUAAAAAUAUCUAUACAGUAGCAAUCAAAAAUAAAUAUAAUAAUAUGUGUAUAUAUAUACAUUGGUUGUGAAGUGUUCUUGCGAAACUAGAAUGUAAAUAAUUUUUUAUUAAUUUGUACAUUAAGUACUUCUCAAACGAUUAUUUCUACGUGUCUACGUGCAUGUGUAUUUAUGUGAUUUGGCUUUGUUUUUUUUUUAUAUAUGUACCUAGUAAUGUAAAAUUUAGAUCUCUUAUUAAACCAAAUUAAAAUUUCGAAAUGCUACUUACAUUUUGAGCCCGUAAUAAUUGCUUACUUUUGGUUUUGAUUUUUUUUAGGGUGACUAUAUUUUUAUUAUAGAAAUUGUAUGUAGUUAGUUUAAUAUUUUUUUGCAAGCCUUGCAAUGUUACGUUUGUAACCAGCUUAAAAUGCGCUACUAUGUAUAUACAUACUAAGCUUAAAAAAUGUCCUAAUGUAUUAUUAUUUUUCGAAAACCUUGCAAUGAAUUUUAAUUGAAAGUUUUAACUAAAAAAAUGAAAUUACUUAACUUGACACAUCUUCGUAUAAUUAAGUACCUGGGCACUAACAUCAAUUUUAAAACUAAAUAAUACGACCAAAGACUUUAUUUCUAAGUAUUAACCCUUGACAAAAAUAAUAUAAUUAAAGUUUACCACGUCCUCAGUAUUGUCCACUAAUUCUAAGCUUUAACAUUUUGUAUUUUUCUAUUUAUUAAACGUGUUUUUUACUUUGUAAUUAUUCGAGUUAUUUAUGCACGUAUUCUAUUUUGUAUGCACUGUUUAAAAAUCUGAUUCUAUAUUUGAAGAAUAAGAAAAGAAUUAAAAUAAGUGCUUCCAUAAAUACGAAAUAUUGUGUAUGUUAAAAUUACAAUGUAGAUGAGUAGGUAUUCGUGAAAUUUGUGAAACAUUCUUUAUCAAAAUAUGUUCCUAUUUUUUGUAUCAUCACAAUUUUUUGUCGCAUUGUAUUUGUAAUUAAAAUCGCAUCGAAUUGGGAUUAGUUUACCGUUUUCGGGAAACAGCCUAUCAUUAUACCGAUCACGAUGUGUUUUACAUUUUAUUGUUCAUUAAUUUUUUUUAUACUAAACUGUCAUAGCUUCUGUGACGUCACGUGUUGCGAAAAAAAUCCUACUUCUAGAUACAUUUUAAGUUUUAAAAGUAAAAUUUAAGGAUAAAUAUGUUUCGUAAAACGUUGGCUGAUGGGCUCUGGCAAAUAUAUAUUUAUAUUUUAUGUAUUGACAAUAUGAAAUAAGUUUGUAUUUGUAAAUUGGAUUUAUUCAAACCAGUCAUAGAAUUUUUUUAUCAAGUUUUUCAUAAUACAUUUUUAGCCUUACUCUUAAUUAUGAAAGUAAAA